CCUACCUGCUACUUUAGUGUUUUUCCCCGCUGCUCUGAGUGUUGCGGGCCUAUUUUCACCACUUCCUCAAUGUCACGGCCACAGGUUGGCUUUCGGAGAGCAACGAUUGAUAUCAGAUGGAGGGAAAAAAGCCGUUUUCUUUGCUUCAUUAUGAGAUCUUGCAGUAUGCCGCAAGGCUUGAGAUGACCGAAGCAGAGAGGAGGCGGCGGGUGGAUGCCUUACACAAGAUCCGGAAAGUGGUUUUAGAGCUAUGGCCGGGUGUGGAGGUGGUAGAGUUCGGUUCCUUUGCCACGGGUCUGUCGCUUCCGGGUAGCGAUCUGGAUCUUUCGCUGAUGUCAUCGAAUAACUCCCACCCUGGAAGUUAUCCCCUGAGCUGCGUCGAGUGCCCUCCUGGGGGAAGGGGAUGGUUGCUGCCUUUGGCAAAACGGCUGUGGCGUAAUCAGCUGGUGGCUAAGCUAAGGAAGAUCGCUCGGGCGAAGGUGCCGAUCAUCAAGUGCGUGAUGAAAGGCAGCAACCUCUCUGUGGAUAUCUCCUCCGGGGCGACAAACGGACCGAAGGUAGUACCGUUUGUGAGAGAGAAGCUGAGUCAAUGCUAUGCGUUAAAACCUUUGUGUUUGAUUCUUAAGGUGUUCCUUAGCCAGAGGAGCCUCAAUGAGGUUUUCACAGGAGGCGUAGGUAGUUAUUGCCUGCUCGCGAUGGCUCUCCGGUUGGUCCAGAAGGAGGGGUUAAUGGGAGUGUCAUCCCCGGAUGGUGCAGACAUGGGUAACCUGUUGAGAAGGUUCUUUGUUAUGUAUACGAUGGAGCACGACUACGAGAGGGAGGUUGUGUGUGCAAGAGUGGGAGGUAAAGGCCUGAAGGCCUCCAAGGAGGAGAGGGGAUGGCUGGAUUCGCGAAGACCCGAUGCCUUGUCUGUGGAAGAUCCUCAAGCGCCGGACACAGAUAUCGGCAAGGCAGCAUAUAGAAUUGACGAUGUACGGAGGGCUUUUGGAAGGGCCAGGGAAGCCUUGGAUGCUGCUUGGGACAGAGCAGGCCUGCUGGGGAAGAUACUGGAUUUGAGCAAAAGCCGAGAAUGUUUGGGAAGACCCAUCUCUCAUCCUGUGCCGGAUUGGAAGAAUAGGAUGUUCACAGCUGACUUGGGGAAUAGAGGAAACAAGAGAAAGCGAGGACGGUAUGAGACCACAACCCAAUACAUAGACUAUGAUGAUGAUGAUGAUGAUGAUGAUGACGACGACGAUGCUGUCAAUUGUAACGGUGGCGUGGGACAGGAGGAUGGCAAUAUGCUGUUCGCUGGAGGGUGUACGGGAUGGUUGCCUGCACUGAAGAAUUGGCGUGUCGAGGAACACACAAUUGUCCACGGAUGCGUCGAGAAGGGAGCGGCUCCAGACUACACCAACUCUGGAAAUGCAGGUGGAGAUGGAGCUACGAGUUGCAACGACAAGGGGUCGUAUCCUGGCUCGAAUGAUAACUUGGACAAUGUGCCCUCUUUGGGAACAAAGAGCACGUUGACGAAGCAGAAGAAGAAGAAAAAGUCAAGGAAAAAGCAGAAAAAACGAGCGAAGGAACCUCUGGAGCACAACAACGGCCCUCAACAGAAGGCCAUGGCUACUGGCGUCCAGAAUGACGGGAGAAGAGCUGUUAAUGAAGGCGAUGAAGAGGCCCUCGCCUCAUAUAUGUCUGUUCGAGAAGAGUGGGAUGCACAAUUUCUCAGUCGCGCGGAGUUAGAUGAUGGUGCUCAACCGUCGAGGGAUGGUGACGAAGGGGCAUGGACUACAUCAGGGAAUGAGUAUGCAGGGCGAACCAAUGUUUCUGGUCUGAGGGGUAUUGACAGGAGGUGGGGGCUGGUGGGAGACGAUUUCUGGCGGGGUGGAGAGGAGCAGGGGGUCGGAACGGAUGAAGGGGUACUUUGUACCGUAAGCCGCGGGCUUAAAAGCGAGAGGCAUGGGAUGGACGGCGCCGAGGGGUGGGAUUUGAUGCGUUUAGAUCUCGAUGGUAAAGAGGCAAAGGCAAGAGGAAAGAGGUGGAAGAGGGGUGCAUCUGGAAGCAAGAGUGGAAGAGACCGUACUCCUCACUCAGCGGGACCUCCUGGAUCCGUGGGACAGUGUCAGUGUAGAGAGUUGGAUAAGGAUACGGGCAGAAAGAGGAAGAGGGGUGGGUGGAUACCGGAGGAAGGGGGGAAGAGGAAUGGAUGCCGCAAAUGGGGAAGAGGAGGCAGUGCUACGCAAGAACGAGGAGGAGAAAGACUGCAGUCGACGGGUAGUGGGGGUGGGCGUCUUGUUACUUCGACAAGGGUAUUGAAAAAGACGAAGAAAUGGGGGGCUGUCGGCGUGCGGUCUGUUGGAAGCAAGGCGGGUUGGUCGAGAAGGAUAGAGCAGAAGGAAAGACUGAACCAGAUCACAAGUGGACUCAUUGUCCGGUCUGGAUUAGGGGUGGGGAAGAAUGAUGGGAGAAGAAGGGGAGGGUGGUGUGGGGGGGGUCCUGUCAAAGGGCUUAAGAAGGGCAGGCUUGCACAAGGGAGCAGGAGGAGGAGAGUCGCAGCCGCAAUGGCCAGAUAAGCUCAGUUGGAGUUGGUUCACACUGGAGAAGGUCAACUAUCAGACAUUGUCAAGCAAAAUGAACAGUCAACAAGACGAAUCCCAUAGUUUUUCUUAUCAGAAGGUGUCCGUUGGCGAGGGAGAGUGUAAAGUGUGCGAUCAAAUUCAUUUACGCUGCCGGGAAAAUAAUGAUGAUGAUGAAAUAAUGACCUCUGUGCGAAAAAUAGAUUUGUCUCAGAACGAAUGGGUUACGAGGAGUAAGCGAGCGAUGUGCGGUUUUCGUUAUUUGCUGUUGUCGGACUCGUCGCCCUUUUCUCCAUGGUCGUCACCGCAGUGGUCAUCACGCUGUUUCUCCUGUCAGGUUCGCUGCCUUGAGUAGUCGUUUAACCGAGUGAGAGAGAGCGGCGACGAGGAAACCGAUUCUCUCUGUUGCCCACUGUCUCCUUCAAUCUGUAGGUGCCUUAGCUGAUUGUAGGUUUCCGUGUUUUUGUCGUCUAGUUGAUAAGUCGUUUCUUUGAUCACAGAAAAAAUGGGGACACGAUGAUGCAACGACCCCUAAUCGGGAGCAGUAUUGGGCAAUUGUCAUCAAUCCGGUAUGAAGAUUUUUUAGCGCCUCAUUUGCCUGACGAGUUUGCGACGAUGAGGCUGCAUGUGUCUUUGACAGAAUUGGUUGCGGACAAUCUUUUCUGCAGAUGAUGCACAUGCCAUCCCCUCGUGGGAUUCGAACCCGUGACUUCGCCAGAAGGUCCGACAAGUGGAAUUGGCAAUUUCUGGGAAGUAGGGGGUACCCCAAAUCUCCAAUCCUUUCUUUGUCCAUGUGAAGUUGCGU
Molecule: messenger RNA, 3360 nt
Organism: Chara braunii
Lineage: Eukaryota; Viridiplantae; Streptophyta; Charophyceae; Charales; Characeae
Source: the annotation of a GenBank genome assembly